Molecule: messenger RNA, 1079 nt
Organism: Lobosporangium transversale
Lineage: Eukaryota; Fungi; Mortierellomycota; Mortierellomycetes; Mortierellales; Mortierellaceae
Product: uridine kinase family-domain-containing protein
Exons: 8
Coding region: 42-998 (318 amino acids)
Cellular component (GO): cytoplasm
Molecular function (GO): ATP binding; kinase activity
Source: RefSeq, a predicted model, not a curated record
AAGCAAACUGCUUGCUAUCCGCCACACAUUCAUUCAUUCAGAUGAGUAUCUCACUGCCACCAUCAUUCAGCUACACCCUGCCUGCAUCAAAUGUCUUUGUCAUUGGACUGGCUGGUGGUGCUGACUCAGGAAAGGAAGCUUUCUGCAGAGUUUUGAUUGAGCAACUGCAAAAAAAUCAAGUCGUUGACAGCAGCAAAGCUCUAUUGCUUCAUCUGCACGACUUUUACAGGGAGCUUACAGAGGACGAUCGCGUCCGCGCCGCAAAUGGUCUCUAUAAUUUCGACCAUCCAGAUGCAUUCGACUGGGACUUAUUAGCCCAGGUGAUGGAUGACCUCAAAGAAAGAGUUGCUACCAAGUUUCCCAAGUUUGAUUUUGCGACAAAGAGUCGAUCAUAUGAGACGCGUCCCAAGGACUUAGAAAGUCCCAGUGUAGUUCUUUUGGAAGGGAUUUUUGUUCUCUACAGUCAGAGGAUUCGUGAUCGCCUGAACAUGAAACUCUUUGUGGAUGUGGAUGAUGAUGCGCGUUUAGUUAACCGAGUUGCUCGUAAGGUUGCUGAGCCUAGUCCGGACUCUGUUGACCAUAUUCUUACUGAAUACAUCCGCUUCGUAAAGCCUGCUUUUGACGACUUUAUUCAACCGACUAAGAAGUGGGCGGACAUUAUCAUUCCUCGUGGAGUUGAGAACAUUACUGCUAUUGAAUUGAUUACUUCGCAUGCUGCCGAUCUGCUGGGUCGUCAACAGCAACCCAACUCUACUCGUCCUUCACGCAUUAAUUCUUCGUCAACUGUGUUGCAGGAGAUGUUGAGCACUCCGACAUCUAAUGCUUCCUCUACUUGCCCAUCCCCUCGCUCGCUUUCAAGGACAGCUGUAUUGAACAGCGCCGGUGGUAACAAUGGUAGUGAUCCAUGCUCACGCUCCAGUCUCAAUUCCUCGCCUAUACCGAGGAAGGAUGUCCUUAGUGGAUCAACCGAUAGCUUGUACAAGCCUGUGCCAGAGUGAAAUAUAUAUAUAUAAGCAAGAUUGCGCAAUGAGUGCCAAGAUCUUGUACAGCAAUAAACUAGUCUUCACUUUGAUUUAGUG